UUGCGGGGUCGCCCAACUCAAUUCUUUACCACCACCACGUCGCCUCUCGCUCUUUGCUCAAGUUAUAUUUUCCCCUAGAAUGCUGGCACGGCGCUGCUGUACGACGUCGCACAGCCUAUACGUCCCAAAGACAGCCAAAAUACCGCACUGGGUUCUCAGAAAUGCAUCUUCUCAGGCUGAAGCCUCAACAGAACGUCCACGGGCUUUACAUCGAGCGCUAAAGUACGCUAAAUACACAAGCUACUUCAUUCUGUCGUCGGUCUUUGGUCUCGUGACAAUUGGUGCUGGCAUCUUCGUCCACGACGCGUUCACGUACACCGAGAAACACGCAGAGCGAGUGCCGCGUUCACCCCUCGCUUUGUACCCGGAACGCGGUGGACCCAAUAACCUUCCUAUUGUGAGCCUACAGGUCGAUGAUGAGGAUGACGAGGAACACAGGAAGCUGGCUGAGAAGCCUAAGCUUGUCAUUGUUGGCGGAGGAUGGGGGGCAAUGGGCGUCUUGCAAACACUGUACCCUGGAGACUAUAAUAUAACCGUUGUUUCGUCGGAGACCUUCACGACAUUUACGCCUCUCCUUCCUUCUGCUGCCGUGGGCACUGUUCAAGUGCGGUCUUUGGUUGAGCCCAUUCGCAAGAUCAUUGCUCGUCUUCGAGGUCAUUUCGUACAAGGCAAGGCGGUCGAUCUGAGUAUGUCUGAACGGCUACUGGAGGUGGAGACCUUGAGUGCUAGUGGAAAACCGUGUCGUAUAUAUAUUCCUUACGACAAGCUUAUCAUUGCCGUUGGAUCAACCUCAAGUUCACAUGGCGUGCCCGGAUUGGAGCAUUGUUUCCAGCUCAAAACCAUUGGUGAUGCACAAAGCAUUCGGCGACGCGUUAUGGACAACUUUGAAACGGCGAGUCUGCCAACAACAACUCCAGAGGAGCGUAAACGUUUACUCAGUUUUGUCAUUUGCGGAGGCGGUCCUACUGGGGUAGAAACUGCGGCGGAAAUCUACGAUUUUUGCCAGGAAGAUAUCAUGAAAUUCUUUCCAAAAAUUUGCCGCGAGGAAGUAUCCAUUCAUGUAAUUCAAUCUAGGGAACAUAUUCUGAACACGUAUUCAGAAGCUAUAUCCAACUACGCAGAAGCCAAAUUUGCUAGAGAUGGUGUCGACCUCAUUACUAAUGCGCGGGUCGGUGCCGUCAAUCCUGAAUACGUUCUCUACAGCAAACGGGGAUCCAACGGGGAAAUGGAGGAGCACGCCAUCCCCCAUAAUUUCGUACUUUGGUCGACAGGUAUAGCGAUGAACCCGUUCACGAAGCGAGUAACGGACCUGCUACCCAACCAAGUGCACAAAAAGGCCAUCGAGGUCGAUGCACAUCUUAGGGUGAAAGGCGCGCCUCUAGGAACUGUGUAUGCUGUUGGUGAUUGUGCGACAAUUGAGACGUCCAUUAUCAGUCACUUUAUGGAGCUGGUAGAUGAUGCAGAUCGCGACAAGAAUGGGAAGAUCGAUUUUGAGGAGUGGGAGAUCAUGGUGUCAAGGAUAAAGCAGCGCAUUCCUAUGGCUGAGGAUCACGUUACUAAGGUCAGGGAGCUGUUCGAGAUGUACGACACGGACGCGGAUGAGAGUCUUUCACUCAACGAAGUGGUUCGAUUACUUGAAGACAUCGGAAACAAGAUCACUUCUCUCCCUGCGACUGCCCAAGUGGCUUCUCAGCAGGGUAAAUAUAUUGGCAAAAAGCUCCACAAACUCGCGCGCCAACAAGAAGAUCUUGAAACAAAGGGCUUUGAUGCCAGAGCGGCAGAAGAGAAGCUGUCUGGACCUUUCCGGUACAGGCACUUGGGCAGCCUGGCUUAUAUUGGGAACGCAGCCGUCUUUGACCUUGGCAAAUACUCGUUCAUGGGGGGUCUGGCAGCAAUGUAUGCGUGGAGAAGUAUAUAUUGGAACGAGCAAGUUUCCGUGCGUACACGGGCACUGUUGAUGAUAGAUUGGAUCAUUCGAGGUGUUUGGGGGCGUGAUCUUUCGAAACUUUAGAUACCUUCAUUUGUACCACGGUUAAUAAAAUACUAGUAUUUCCCUUGUAUUUCCCACGGUGUGUUGGAACACAUUACGUCAUUUCUCGU
Molecule: messenger RNA, 2100 nt
Organism: Desarmillaria tabescens
Lineage: Eukaryota; Fungi; Basidiomycota; Agaricomycetes; Agaricales; Physalacriaceae
Exons: 13
Coding region: 80-2011 (643 amino acids)
Molecular function (GO): NADH dehydrogenase activity; calcium ion binding
Source: RefSeq, a predicted model, not a curated record